Molecule: messenger RNA, 4404 nt
Organism: Diceros bicornis minor
Lineage: Eukaryota; Metazoa; Chordata; Mammalia; Perissodactyla; Rhinocerotidae
Gene: ZBED8
Product: family with sequence similarity 200 member C
Exons: 3
Coding region: 350-2239 (629 amino acids)
Source: RefSeq, a predicted model, not a curated record
GGCGCGGCUUGGGCGGAGGUCGCUGCGGGCGCUACAGUCUUACCUUGCUCCCCACGUUCCUGCUCUGGGGUCGGACCUGAGGAACCGCUGCCUAGACUUGUUCUGGCGCCUACAGGCUAAGCCCCAACCUGAGCACGGAGCGAACUGGAGCCUGAAACGGGCGCCUAAAAGAAGCCUGAGCAUCCCUUGGGCCUGCGCCCCUGGCUCGGCGACGGGCGGGUGGAGACGGAGCAGAGUCUUCUUUCCUCGCCGCCGGCGCCCUCCUCUCGCCCGGGCCUCCUGGUAAACGUUCCGUCCUUAAUAAUCCACCAACAGUCCUACCAGUUACGAGCUGGUGUUCUUUACAUGCAUGCUCAUAAUUAAACCUCCCAACAACCCUGUCAGCAAAAUUCUGCAGCAUCUCUGGAAUACUACCUGUGAAUUUUGGGUUGCCAUGUCGAAGAAACGCAAAUGGGAUGACGACUAUGUUCGUUACUGGUUCACCUGUUCAACGGAGCUUGAUGGAACUCAGCGCCCACAAUGUGUAUUGUGUAACUCGAUAUUUUCAAAUGCUGACCUCAGACCAUCAAAACUGUCUGACCAUUUUAACAGACAGCAUGGUGGUGUAGGUGGCCAUGAUCUCAAUAGCCUGAAGCGUAUGCCAGCACGUUCUGAUGAGAGUGAAACCUUGAAAGCAUUUGGAGUUGCAUCUCAUGAGGAUGCCUUGUUACAAGCGUCUUAUCAGUUUGCAUAUUUAUGUGCCAAGGAGAAGAAUCCUCAUACAAUAGCUGAAAAAUUAGUGAAACCUUGUGCAUUAGAAAUAGCGCAAAUAGUUUUGGGACCAGAUGCACAAAAGAAGCUUCAGCAGGUACCCUUAUCAGAUGAUGUGAUCCAUUCUAGAAUUGAUGAAAUGAGCCAGGAUAUCUUACAGCAAGUUCUAGAAGAUAUCAAAGCCAGUCCUCUUAAAGUGGGUAUUCAGCUUGCUGAGACAACUGACAUGGAUGACUGCAGUCAGCUAAUGGCAUUUGUGCGAUACAUAAAAGAAAGAGAGAUCGUAGAAGAAUUCCUAUUCUGUGAACCUUUGCAGUUAACAAUGAAAGGAAUAGAUGUGUUCAAUCUCUUCAGAGACUUCUUUUUGAAGCAUAAGAUAGCACUUGAAGUAUGUGGCUCUGUUUGUACUGAUGGUGCCUCUUCUAUGCUAGGAGAAAAUUCAGAAUUUGUUGCUUAUGUGAAAAAAGAGGUGCCUCAUAUCGUGAUCACACAUUGUUUGUUAAACCCUCAUGAACUUGUCACAAAGACAUUGCCUGCAAAACUGAGGGAUGCUCUGUUUACUGUGGUGAGGGUAAUAAAUUUCAUCAAAGGGCGAGCUCCAAAUCAUCGCCUGUUUCAGGCUUUUUUUGAAGAAAUUGGAAUAGAGUAUAGUGUCCUCCUUUUCCAUACUGAAAGGAGGUGGCUUUCCCGAGGCCAAAUACUUACUCAUAUUUUUGAAAUGUAUGAAGAAAUAAAUCAGUUUCUUCACCACCAAAGCAGUAAUUUAGUUGAUGGCUUUGAAAACAAAGAGUUUAAAAUUCACCUAGCAUACCUGGCAGAUUUAUUCAAACACCUAAAUGAACUUAGCGCGUCUAUGCAGAGGACUGGGAUGAACACAGUAUCAGCCAGAGAGAAGUUAUCUGCUUUUGUUAGGAAGUUUCCAUUUUGGCUAAAGCGAAUUGAGAAAAGGAAUUUUACCAACUUUCCCUUUCUUGAAGAAAUAAUCGUUUCAGAUAAGGAAGCAGUAUGCAUUGCCGCUGACAUAACACUGCAUCUGCAACAGUUGAGCAGCUUCUUCCACGGGUAUUUUUCCGUCGGAGAUCUUGAUGAGGCAAGUAAAUGGAUACUGGACCCAUUUCUUUUUAACCUGGAUUUUGUCGACGAUGGUUAUUUAAUGAAAAAUGAUCUUGCUGAAUUACGAGCUAGUGGCCAAAUCCUAAUGGAAUUUGAGACAAUGAAGCUUGAGGAUUUCUGGUGUGCUCAAUUCACAGCGUUUCCAAACCUGGCAAAGACAGCUCUGGAAAUCCUUAUGCCGUUUGCAACUACAUAUCUUUGUGAAUUGGGAUUUUCAUCACUUUUACAUUUUAAAACAAAGUCCAGAAGCUGCUUUAAUAUGAGUGAUGACAUCCGUGUGGCUAUUUCAAAAAAAGUUCCUCGUUUCUCAGACAUCAUUGAACAAAAGCUACAGCUACAGCAGAAGUCACUGACUCCAAGUCAUCGAGGCUGCUAAAAAGGAGAUCCCAGAGCCUCGUCCUAGAGAUUCUGAUUCAGCAGGUCUGGGAUAAGAUCACAGAUCUUCAUUCUUAACUACGUUUCCAGAUGGUUCUGAUGGAUUCUUUGGUUCGCUGGCCUCAUCUUAUUUUUCCUACAUUUAUUUUUCCUUUACCCCAGUUUCCUCACUUAUUUUACAUUUUAUACUGUAUGUAUUUUUCUAAAAUAGUUCAAAACUUUUGAAUGGACCAGAAUAUAAAUAAUAAAUAAAUUGACAAGAAAUCACUAGAGUAAGUCAGGGCCAUCAAAAAGUCCCCAUGGAAAUCAAAAUGAAUAUACUUUUUCCAGAUGAUAAUUUGGCAAAAUAAAUUUUUUAAUUUAAAUAAGUUUACAUUUUUAUUUCAAAACUUUAAUGUUUUAUCAAAGUACUGUAUCCUCAAGGCUGGGAAAAAAAUGAGUCCUAUGAUGAAAAGCCACAGUCCCCUUCCUGACCAAUCACCUUAACUAUUUCUGCUUUAACUUUUUGUGGUUCCACCCACAUCUCUAAGUAAUAUGUUCAUACCAAACACAUAUACCAGUUUUGAUUUAUCAGCUUUAGAAGUUAUAUAUUUACUUCCCUAGAUAAUAGACAAGGAUUGAAUUUGUAAAACAUCUCCUCUCCUGCUAUUACCAAUUUUUUAUUAAUAGUACUAAGUUUAGUUCCUCUAUUGAUUGUUUGUAGCCUUUUGAUUGAGGAUUUUUUUGUCUAGGAAUUUAUCACAUGGAAAGAAGCAGGGAUGUCCACAAAGUUUUAUUUAUAAGGUGGGUAAUCACAGCAUUUUUAUAAUAGUGAAAGACUGAAAAAACCUGAAAGAGAAUGGAAUCUGAUUACCAAAUUUAGAUGCUACUUGAGUACCGCAAAUUGAAGUUUAUAUUUUCUACAUAAAACUCAGUUUUAUCACCAUCGAAUACUUUUAUCAGUAAAUACGAAUAUAUGCCUUUCACUUAAAAAUGUAGUUACAGCAUAUAAAUUGUAAGAUUUCCUAGUAUAAUCUAACAUCAAGGGCAGUGGGGAAAAUUUCCAGAGCUAAUGUAGGAAUAAAUCUGGAUGAGUAUGCAUAUCUGAAGAUGGGAAGGAAGUAGGGAUGGAGCAAGGGCGUGUGUGCAGCCUGGGAGCUAAGAACACAACAGCAAGACUAGGAUGAAAUGCCAGAAGCAAAUGACCUGUGAUAGCCAGUCUUUCAUUAAGUCCACUAGAAUUCUCUCUUAGACUAAAUUCAUUAAUUUCUGGUCUGAAACAAAAAUCCAAAGGUUUUUGUAGGAAACGGCUGAGCGUUUUUGUUUGUUUGUUUUUUUGGUGAGGAAGAUUGGCCCUGAGCUAACAUCUGUGCCCAUCUUCCUCUACUUUUUGUAUGUGGGACGCUGCCACAGUGUGGCUUGACGAGCGGUGCAUAGGUCCACGCCUAGGAUCCAAACCCAUGAACCCCAGGCCACCAAAGUGGAGCAUGGGAACUUAACCACUACGCCACCUGGGCCAGCCCCAUGGCUAACUGAGUUUUUAAUUCAUUUUCAAAUUCUACAGCAGUUUAUUUUCCCCUGAUCAAAUGAAAGAGGGUGCAGUGUCUGCUGAAUGAAGAAGAAACUUAGAUGUUUUUUUUUUAGUUUAAAUAAUCUCCCACUGUGGUACAUAAUAUUGGCACAUGUACGUCUUAUAUGUAGGUUUCUUUUUCUCCCAAGGAAGAGAUCAUUGUUUUUCUUAUAUUUUUACUAUGUAAUUAAGGUCAUUGAUCAAUUGCAAAAAGGAAUCAAGGCAGGAUAAAGUUGUAAUCUUUAUGACCAGCAGAUGUCACUCUCUGUGCAUGAUUAGUUGAAAGCAAACUUACUUGUAUUACAGAUUUUGCCAAAUUUCUGAUUUUAAACAUCACUAGGAAAAGAAUUAGUUCAGAUUUAAAAUGCCCCACCUGAGCCUCUUACAAAAUUAGCAGGCAGAACUCUGGUGGAGCCAGUAACUACCAGACUGCAAGAAAUCAUUGGGAAACAAGGAUGGGAAAGAGAAGAUAUAAGGGGCUUUUUCUCUACAACUGACUUGAACAUGUGGAUUUUUGACCUCUUGGCUGCUCUUGUAAGCUACCAAAAGCUGCUUGACGUGAGCGGAUGGGUCAGCAUUUUCAGACAUGAUCCAGUGGGAAUCAAAACCAAAUAGAC